Messenger RNA from Dictyostelium purpureum, 447 nucleotides. RefSeq lists its product as uncharacterized. The record is from RefSeq and is a predicted model, not a curated record. The annotation marks the transcript as partial. The transcript has 3 exons. NCBI's taxonomy places the organism in Eukaryota, Evosea, Eumycetozoa, Dictyosteliales, Dictyosteliaceae.
CAAAAUUAUGAACUUAGAGAAACUAACUCACAACUUAAUUGUGAAAUCGAAUCUCAAAUUUUAAAAUUUAAUAUCCAUAAAGAACAAGCAGAAGAAAAAGUUACAACAAAGCAAAUUAAAACAUUAGGCGCAAAGUUAAAUGAAUCUGAAUCAACAUUAGCUCUCAAAUAUAAACAAUGCGAAGAUUCAACAAAUAAAUGGUCAGGUUCUUGUUCCUCAAAUAGUUCAAGCUGUUACUCAAGUGACAAUGAUUCAUCUGGCAGCUCAGUUGUCUCAUCAAGUAAUGGUUCAAAUGAAUAUGUUGAUAGUUCAACAAAUAAAUGGUCAGGUUCUUGUUCCUUAGAUAGUUUAGGCUCUUACUCAAGCUUAAAUAGUGACAAUGAUUCAUCUGGUAGCUCAAUUGGCUCAUCAUAUCAAUCAUUUUUUGAUAACUUUGACAGUUCUUAA